Molecule: messenger RNA, 3122 nt
Organism: Anopheles bellator
Lineage: Eukaryota; Metazoa; Arthropoda; Insecta; Diptera; Culicidae
Gene: elgi
Product: E3 ubiquitin-protein ligase NRDP1
Exons: 4
Coding region: 914-1873 (319 amino acids)
Biological process (GO): protein K63-linked ubiquitination; regulation of canonical NF-kappaB signal transduction; positive regulation of JNK cascade
Cellular component (GO): plasma membrane signaling receptor complex
Molecular function (GO): metal ion binding; ubiquitin protein ligase activity
Source: RefSeq, a predicted model, not a curated record
AUCAACAAACUCGCUAAGCGCCUGAGAGCGCCAAGAGCGCGUCCGGCGACACACAACUUGCGGCAAUGGCUUCUGCAAACGAGUAGCAGCGCAGCGGCGUGAACGUGCGAAAACGGACUGAGGGCGGAACACAACCACACAACCGGCACCACUACAAACCGGGUGGCAGUCUAGUAAAGUUACGGCAGCAGCACCUGAAGCGUUCAUCGCCGGCAGCGAAGGCGAACCCGCGCGCGUGGACGGUGAACCAAAGAGCAUCUUCGACGCGCUCGCGGAUCGACACUGUGCUUCCGGGUGCUGCGGGUCGCUCUCGUUACCCGCGCGGCGGAUGUCGAUCGUGUGCGCCCCCAGCCCGCGAAAGGUUAAGACACAGUAUCUUGGCAAUCGAGUGGUGCGUGCGGUAAGCAAAACUGCACCUUGCCGUCAAAGGAAUCUCUUUAGCUAAAGUGAUCGAGAGAUUUGGUUCUUCGAGUGGUGUGGACGCUCUGCAGUGCAGUGUCUAACCACUUCGACCGCCUCGAUCGUCCAGAAGAACGAACGAACGAGACUUCCCAAAGGGGUUAACAAUCAGCAAACAGUUCAGGCUAUGAUCGGUAUGAGGAUCGUGCCGUUGUGAAUCAUUGCGAAAAUGGCACAUACCGACAAAUUGUUGUAUGAACGUUGUCGCAAGAGAUCAAACAAGAUGAAUUAAGCCUUCCUGUCACUGUUCCGCGGAAGAUUGUGCAUAGAGUUGGCUGAAAGCGCACAAUUGAUAAGAGUGCAACGGUAAAUCGAGCGAGCGCCAUUCGCGUCUGUUGUGGAGGCCGCAGUGAAAGAAUUAAACAACCCGAAAUCAUCGAUCCCCCAAUACUACAUCAGCAUAGUGCGUGUGCAAGAACGCAUUUCGCCGUGCGCGCAGCAGACCCACCGGACGAUGGGUUACGAUUUGACCCGGUUUCAGGGCGAAGUCGACGAGGAGCUGAUUUGUCCCAUCUGUUCCGGUGUACUGGAAGAACCGUUGCAGGCCGUUGCCUGCGAGCAUGCAUUCUGCCGCGGUUGCAUCACCGAGUGGUUGUCGCGGCAGCCUACCUGCCCAGUCGAUCGCAACCCGAUCACGAACAACAAUCUCCGCGCCGUGCCAAGAAUCCUGCGCAAUUUGCUGUCCCGGCUGAACAUUACCUGCGAGAACGCAAUGUACGGCUGCACGCUCGUGCUGAAGCUGGACACGCUGGCGGCCCACAUAGAGGAGUGCGAGCACAACCCAAAGAGGCCGCUACCGUGCGAGAAGGGGUGCGGCUUCGUCAUACCGAAGGACGAGUACAAGGAUCACAACUGCUUCCGGGAGCUGCGCUCGCUGGUCCACAGCCAGCAGCAGAAGAUGGGCGAGCUGAAGAACGAGAUCAACGAUCAAAACUUGGUGAUAAACGAGCUGAAGCGCGAACUUAAUCUCGUGAAGGAUUUCAUGCGGGCCAUGCGGGUGUCGAAUCCCGCCAUGCGUGCCAUUGCCGAUCAGAUGGAGCGAGACGAGGUGACCCGGUGGUGCAACGGGUUGGCCCGGGCACGUGUCACUCGAUGGGGCGGAAUGAUUUCCACCCCGGAUGACGCACUGCAGCUAAUGAUCAAACGAGCACUGUCCGAAUCGGGUUGCCCACCUCAUAUACUGGACGAUUUGAUGGAAAACUGCCACGAGCGUCGGUGGCCCCGCGGUCUCAGUUCACUAGAAACGCGCCAAAAUAAUCGGCGGAUAUACGAAAACUACAUUUGCCGGAGAGUACCCGGUACGGCGGUAGGUAAACAAGCCGUUCUGGUGUUGCAGUGCGACAAUACGCACAUGAACGAGGACGUGAUGGUCGAGCCGGGACUGGUGAUGAUAUUUGCACACGGCAUCGAAUAGUUAGCGGGCGGGGAGCCGGGCGGCACCAAUUACUGAUGAUGGGAACGGGGACGAGAGCCCCUCCGGAGGUACACUGGUUCAUGUCGCAUCAGAUGAUCUCCCCGAUAUUAAACGACAGGGACAUUAACAUUCUCCCCGCCCCAUUGCCGGCCAUGGCCAAUAAUACAAGUUGAUCUCUUGGGUCUCAGAUUCGGUUUUCAUCGAUGCCCGCGCACACACAGCUCAAUGGCAUCGGAGCGCGCCGACCAAGCGCGCCGACCGCCGCCGGUGCAGUGCUGCGCAGUACGGUGUAUGGACCUAUGGUGUGCCGAAAAGUUUGGACAGUUUGCUCGAGAGACAUAGGAAGACGAGAAGAAGGUUGAAAAACAGCUCUAGUCCUUUCAAUCUUCCUCUCUCAUAGUGUGGCUCUCGGAAGCAAAAGCAACCUUCCAACUUUCAAACACGAAACAAUUUGUGAUUUAAAAUACGUUAGGGAACCCGCCGUGCCGCCUUUGACGGAAAAGUGUCCAUGCAGAAGCUUGUUUUGUCUCUGCUGUCUCUGUUCUUUCGGAUCACUUGUGCGUGGUUACACAGCAUCUUGCUGGGAAGGCCACCGCGAUUGCGCCAUCCGCGCUAGUUACAGACAUCCCCUGUUGCGUGAUUACGCCGUUUGUAUAAAACUCCUAGCCGUUCGUGAACGGUAACUGUACAGAACCGGCUUGAAGCUGCUAUACGACUUAACCGCACAAUCAUUUCCCGAUCUUCUUGCACUCGCCUGCCAAUCAUCAAUGGAUGUCUGUCUUUUACGGGUGGUUUCUACGUUUUGAAUCAGCGAUCUGCGAUCCGACGAUCAAAACCAAAAGGAUGCUCUCCCACUCUCUAUCGGAUGCAAAAGAUCGAUUUAGGAAGAUCGCGAAGAGACACAGGCACAGGCAGUACGGAGAGGAGUAGCUACCCCCUGGCGGCUCUUCCAGAGCAUGCAGAAAGGGAACAAUUCGGGACAGGACAACCUUAGUUUAGCUUGUUUCGUUAAUUGGAGUGGAAGGUGGCCCUAUUUCGUUUACGGUUUAAGUUUCAGUUACUUUCGUUCGUAUAUUAGUAUCUAAUUAGGGAGAUAGAAAACUAACUGAUUGUGGCGUUUCGAAGUGAACAGGCCAUGGGCUUACCCAGCAGGGUACGCCAAUCAGUAAGCGUGAACGAGAGAACGAAUGAAUGCAGGUCAGUUAUGGGCCACGCCAGCGUAAAGAAUGGUACGUAAUUAAGGUUGAGA